AUGAGUAAAAUAGUUAGCGUACAACCUUCUCCUAAACAUUCAAGAGAUAAUGAUAAAGAUGAAGGCAUGAAGAUAUCGUGGAGCAAUCUCCACUACACUGUCAAAGCCAAGUACAGCAAAGCACAGAGCAAAGACCUCAACACCAAAGAUAAAUACUACGACAAAGAAAUCCUGAAGCCCCAGAGCGGCUACAUUAAGUCAGGUGAAACCUGUUUUAUCAUGGGUUCUUCCGGAGCCGGCAAGACCACUCUGCUCAAUGUGCUCUGCGACCGAAUCACCCAGAAUUCCAAGUGCAAGCUUGAAGGAGAUAUCUUGCUGAACGACUCGUAUCCGGUGACUCAGAAGGACUUCGGAAAGUAUGGAGCAUAUGUGAUGCAGGACGAUGUGCUAUUCCCAACACUCACUUGAGAAGAAGUCAUUACAUUCUCGGCAAGGCUCAAGCUUAAUAUUUCUGGACAAGCGCUAAAGCUUAAGGUUGACAAGAUCAUCGACAGUCUUGGGCUUUUGAAGUGUAGAAAGACAAAGAUAGGAAGUCAGGAGAUCAAGGGACUUAGUGGUGGUGAAAGAAAGAGAACUGCUAUUGGAGUUGAAAUGAUCACUGAUCCUCAAGUUCUUUUCCUUGAUGAACCAACUUCUGGAUUAGAUAGCUUCACAGCUAAUAAGAUCGUCAGACUUCUGGUCGAUCAGUCUCGUCAAGGCAGAACUAUCAUUGCAACCAUACAUCAGCCAAGUUCCAGCACUUUUGCUCUAUUCGAUAGACUCAUUCUGUUAAUGGAUGGCCACUUGAUCUACCAAGGCAAAGCUGAUCAGGCAACCAACUACUUCCAAGGACUGGGCUUCAAAGUCCCUACUUACGCAAACCCAGCAGAUUUCUUCUUGAAGGAGUUCUAUGUGCCAUUCAGGAAGACAGCAAAAGACUCAGAAAAGUUGGACAGAUUGGUCCAAGGAUACGAAAUUAACAUGAAGCAAGCUGUGGAAGCUGAAAAUAAAGGAGAAAAUAACUAUGAAAAAAUCACAUCAGAAAAGCUAGACGAUAAUAAGUCUCAUGCAGGGUUCUUGGUUGAAUUCAAAGAGCUUCUAAAGCGUGCUCUCAAAAAUAUAGUAAGAAGUCCCUUGAUGACUAGGAUGAGAACCAUGCAGACCCUAGUUAUGGCCAUCCUUUGCAUACUUAUUUUCUGGGAUCUUGAAGAAGACAGAGAAGGAGCAAAUGGCAAAGCAGGAUUCCUUUUCUUUGUUGGUAUAAAUCAAACCAUGACUGGGUUAAUGGGAGUUCUACUGGUGUUUAUACUUGAAAGACCAGUGUUUUUAAGAGAACAUGCUAAUAAUACGUAUGGUCUAACCUCUUAUUUCACAUCAAAAUCAAUGGUAGAAGCUCCAUUCCAAGUGAUGUUCCCCAUAUUAACAUCAAUAAUGGUCUACUUUCUUGUUGGAUUGACAGCAGAGUUUGAUAAGUUCUUAAUAUUCACUCUUGUGCUUGUAGUUCUCGUAUUCUGUUCGACCUCAGUAGGUUUCUUCAUCGGCUGUCUGUUCGACAACCCUUCAGUGGCCACGCCUGCCUCCAUGAUCAUAAUGAUGCCCUACAUGAUGUUCGGAGGCUACUUCGUCAACCUAAAAGAUGUAUACGUGUGGCUCAGGUGGAUCCAGUAUUUGUCACCCUUGAGGUACUCGACGGAAGCACUGAUGAGGAAUGAAUUUGAAGAUAAUGAAGAGUACUCGCAGGAAUUUCAGGAGAUUUACGAAAAAUACGACUACAACAUCGGCCUCUGGCCCUGCAUCGGCAUCCUCGCUCUCCUCUCAAUCCUCUUCCGAAUCGGCGCUUACAUCUCCCUCCGCCUGACAGUGACCAAAGUCCAAUAACCCUCCACCCUAACCUAACUUAUCCAAAUUCUCCCUAAACCCC
Moneuplotes crassus is the source of this 1900-nucleotide messenger RNA. NCBI's taxonomy places the organism in Eukaryota, Ciliophora, Spirotrichea, Euplotida, Euplotidae. The record is from the annotation of a GenBank genome assembly.